AAAUACAGCUAUGUCGGACCUCUCCCCUGCGACAGUUCUUGGUACCCUCGCGGCAGGUGCGCUUAUUAAGCAUCUGAGUGCUGCCUACAUAGCUAGCAAAGACUUCGUGUACGUUGGUAAAAUCUCUGAGCUGCACGUAUGGCCAGUGAAAUCAUGUGGAGGGUUAAAAGUAGACAAAGGACAAUGUGAACAUACAGGGCUGUUUUAUGGUGGAAUCGGCGACAGGACUUGGGUCAUCGUCUCACCAGAUGGCGGCUACGUCACUCAGAGACAGGAACCAAAGAUGGCUCUCAUCAAGAUCCGUCUCCAAGGCAACAUUCUAAUCUUGGAAGCUCCUGGAAUGCCGACAUUAGAGCUGCCCACCAAACCACAGACUAUUAGAUCGCAAGUCGGCAAUGUUAAAAUUAAAGUGGACACUACUGAGUUUUUGGACUGCGGGGAGAAGUCUGCCACCUGGAUAAACAAAUAUCUUGGACGACAGGGGCUGAAAAUUGGCUUCUCCGCGCCAGACCUUCACAAGAGGGACGCCAUAACAGCAGAGAAGCUGUGGAAGCAUAAUGCCAAAAAAGGCGACAUGCUGGCUUUCUCGGAUUAUUCAAGUUAUAUGUUGAUGUCUGCAAAAUCUAUGGAUGUCCUCAAUAGCAAACUCAAAAAACCGGUGUACAUCCUCAACUUCCGACCAAACUUCGUCGUGGAGGGGUGUGAGGCAUUUGAUGAGGAACAUUGGAGUGAGGUGAAAAUCGGCAAUGUCAAAUUUAGGAAUAUUGACGAUUGUACAAGGUGUCUCCUGACUACCGUUGAUCCUUAUACAGGGGAAAAAUCAAAGGAAGAGGAACCAUUAAAGACAUUAAGAACGUUUCGUUGUCGACCGGACCGUUAUGGCCCUAAACCUGUGAUGGGGAUCUGCCUGGCCCCCGAUUCUCUGGGUGGGGUCAGAGUAGGGGAUGAGGUUUUUGUCAAAUACAAGUAACUCCCCACCAACAGAUCUUCAUACUUAAAUACAUACACAAAUUUCUGUACUCCAAUAAAUACAACGGUGCAAUAUUGGCAUAAUUUCAAUUUGUACUUUUUCUAAAAAAAAAAUAUAAAUAUUUUAAAAUUUAUUUUAAGCAUUAUACUUUAAAGCACAUAUAGGUGAUCCUCUUUUUUUUUUCUCUUUUUCUGUCAAAUGGUUUGGUUAC
Messenger RNA from Saccostrea echinata, 1181 nucleotides. Its product is annotated as mitochondrial amidoxime-reducing component 1-like. NCBI's taxonomy places the organism in Eukaryota, Metazoa, Mollusca, Bivalvia, Ostreida, Ostreidae. The coding region runs from base 11 to 970 and encodes 319 amino acids. The transcript has 7 exons. The record is from RefSeq and is a predicted model, not a curated record. Gene Ontology annotation, molecular function: molybdenum ion binding; pyridoxal phosphate binding; catalytic activity.